Messenger RNA from Bactrocera tryoni, 1859 nucleotides. It is a transcript of the gene ScpX, whose product is annotated as sterol carrier protein 2. Gene Ontology annotation, molecular function: acyltransferase activity, transferring groups other than amino-acyl groups. The transcript has 5 exons. The record is from RefSeq and is a predicted model, not a curated record. The coding region runs from base 175 to 1812 and encodes 545 amino acids. Lineage: Eukaryota; Metazoa; Arthropoda; Insecta; Diptera; Tephritidae.
UUUAUCAGUAUUUGACUUGAUUCCGAUCAGAGUUCACUCAAAUUUAUUCCAUUGCAAAUUGCUGAACAGUUUAUUAACAAAGGAUCAUACGCUACAUAUUUUUUUACCUAUAAUAGUGGAUUUCAAACAUAAAUAAAUUAUUUCAAAUAAAAAUUAGAAAAAAUAUAAUUAGAAAUGGCGAAAAGUAAAGUAUAUGUUGUUGGUGUUGGUAUGACAAAGUUUGAAAAACCGGGUCGGCGUGCGGAUGUAUGUUACCCAGAUAUGGCAAAGGAAGCAAUUACUAAAGCUCUACAGGAUGCAAAACUUAGCUUUCCAGAGAUACAGCAAGCGGUCGCCGGGUAUGUCUAUGGAGAUUCCACCUGUGGACAACGUGCAAUAUAUGGUGUCGGUAUGACGGGCAUUCCAGUCUAUAAUGUCAACAAUAACUGUUCCACUGGCUCCAGUGCACUUUAUUUGGCUAAGCAAAUUAUUGAGUCGGGUAACACUGAUUGUGUACUGGCUGUGGGUUUCGAAAAGAUGGAGCGUGGGUCACUAUCCGCUAAAUACUUUGAUCGCGUUAACCCCAUGGAGCGACACAUUACUGAAAUGUCAGAACUUACUGAAAUUGGCAGUGGCCCAAUGGCAGCCCAAAUUUUUGCUAAUGCUGGAAAAGAGCAUAUGCGCAAGUAUGGCACAAAACCGGAGCACUUCGGUAAAAUCGCUUGGAAGAAUCACAAGCAUUCGGUGAAUAACCCUUAUUCUCAGUUCCGAGAUGAAUACACGCUGGAGCAGAUUAUGCGUUCGCCGGAGGUGGUAGAGGGAAUACUUACAAAACUUCAAUGUUGUCCCACAUCAGACGGUUCGGGCGCUGCAAUUUUAGCGUCUGAACAAUUCGUACGCCGGCAUGGCUUAGAAUCACAAGCUGUGGAAAUCGUAGGCAUGGAAAUGGCUACCGACCCCGAAUCUACUUUUGCUGACAAAAGUCUCAUAAAAAUCGCCGGUUACGAUAUGACACGUUUAGCAGCUCAACGUCUUUUUGCUAAAUCGAACUACAAACCCCAGGAUGUAAAUGUGGUUGAAUUGCAUGAUUGCUUCUCAGCAAAUGAGCUGAUCACAUACGAAGCCUUAGGUUUGUGUGAGGAAGGCAAAGCUGGUGAAUUAAUUGAUCGCGGUGACAACACUUACGGGGGCAAAUACGUCGUUAAUCCCAGUGGAGGAUUGAUUUCCAAGGGACAUCCUUUGGGCGCCACCGGUUUGGCACAGUGUGCGGAGCUAUGUUGGCAGCUGCGUGGUUUGGCUGACAAACGACAGGUAGCUGGUUGCAAGCUGGCAUUGCAACACAAUUUAGGUCUUGGCGGCGCAGUGGUUAUAGCUUUGUAUCGCCUUGGCUUUCCAGCAGCAGCCGCGGGAAACGUUAGUAACAAUUUAACCGCAGCAAAUACUGCUGCCAAUGGUGAGGGGUUUCAAGUAACGCCAUUGCUUAAACUACUAGAAAUUGCCAUGCAAGAAGACAAGGACAAUCUUAUUGAAAAAGUGCGUGCUGUAUAUGGUUUUAAAGUCACAAACGGUCCAAAUGGCCAGAUUGGCUUUUGGGUCAUUAAUGCUAAAGAGGGCAAAGGCAAAAUUAUCUUUAAUGGCACUGAUAAAUGUGACGUUACAUUCACCAUCAACGAUGCUGAUGUUACCGAAUUGCUCACAGGCAAACUGCCGCCGCAGAAAGCGUUUUUCCAAGGCAAGAUUAAGAUUCAAGGCAAUAUGGGCAUGGCAAUGAAACUUUUGGAACUACAAAAAUCAGCACAAUCUCGCAUCGAUACAUUGCGAGCAAAGUUGUAAGAGAUCGGCUUUGGCUUGUUCGAUUCAAACAUCAACAUUUUUUAUUU